Messenger RNA from Paramormyrops kingsleyae, 1218 nucleotides. It is a transcript of the gene emg1, whose product is annotated as EMG1 N1-specific pseudouridine methyltransferase. Gene Ontology annotation, molecular function: rRNA binding; rRNA (pseudouridine) methyltransferase activity. Lineage: Eukaryota; Metazoa; Chordata; Actinopteri; Osteoglossiformes; Mormyridae. Gene Ontology annotation, cellular component: small-subunit processome; nucleus. Gene Ontology annotation, biological process: rRNA base methylation. The record is from RefSeq and is a predicted model, not a curated record.
ACAAACAAUUGUGCAACUCCAGUUCACCGAAGAAACCCAAACUGACAUACGAAGGUGUAAAAGGGGUGAGGCAACAAGGGCUUCUGCGUCACCGUGUCACCCCCACGUCAAUACGCGACAUUACGAAAUCACUCUGCGACGCCAGCGCGCCGGCUACUUCUCAUGAGCAAAACAAGAUGGCAGCAUACACAGGAGGCAAGCGUGGUCUGGAACAUUUGGAUGAAUAUGAACCUAAACCGGCUAAACAAAUGCGAAACCUUCACGAAAAAAUGUCGGAGAAAAGGCUUGUUGUUGUUCUUGAAGGAGCGACGUUAGAAACAGUGAAGGUUGGAAAAUCCUUUGAACUUCUGAACUGCGAUCAACACAAGAGCAUGAUUAUUAAAAAUGGAAGAGAUCCUGGCACCGUCCGACCUGAUAUCACGCACCAGUGUUUGCUGAUGUUAAUGGACAGUCCUCUGAAUCGUGCUGGAUUGCUGCAGGUUUAUAUUCAUACAGAAAAAAAUGCUUUGAUUGAGAUCAACCCUCAGACACGUAUUCCUCGCACUUUUGCACGUUUUUGUGGACUAAUGGUCCAGCUCCUGCACAAGCUGAAAGUGAGGGCUGCUGACGGACCGCAGCGCUUACUCAGGCUCAUCAGAAACCCGGUUUCGGACCACCUGCCGCCGGGCUGCCCCCGCAUGGCUAUGUCCUUCUCUGCGGCUGGUGGUGCUGUGUGCCCCAGGACCUUGGUUCCCAGUGAGGGUCCUGCCACUGUGGUUAUAGGAGCAUUUGCACAUGGAUCGGUGAACGUGGAUUAUACAGAAAAAACGGUCUCUAUCAGUAACUACCCCCUGUCUGCAGCUUUGACAUGUGCCAAGGUGUGUUCUGCGUAUGAGGAAGUUUGGGGUGUUUUAUGACCUGGAAAAGUUUAAAGUGUCUUCUGUCUGAAUCUGUUGUUGGAUUCAAUAAAGUCUUUCAUCCCUGUAACCGGACCUAGGGUUCAGUGUAUGUGUGGUUGUUGAGAAAAUAAAUUCUCAGUUCUAACCACCUUUAACUGUCCUUAGCAGAGAGAGAAUGGGUCUGUGGUCUGUUGUAAUCUAUGUAGUCAAUACAUACGUGCUUUUAUGUAUAGAAAAGGAAUUUCAUUGGAAACAUUCAUUUGUUACAAGGAAUCUGUUCCAGAAUGUGUAAUUUUACAGAUUUUUCAAUGUCAGAACAAAUAAACAGGCAUUUACACUU